Molecule: messenger RNA, 3943 nt
Organism: Ylistrum balloti
Lineage: Eukaryota; Metazoa; Mollusca; Bivalvia; Pectinida; Pectinidae
Product: endoplasmic reticulum lectin 1-like
Biological process (GO): endoplasmic reticulum unfolded protein response; retrograde protein transport, ER to cytosol
Cellular component (GO): endoplasmic reticulum lumen
Source: RefSeq, a predicted model, not a curated record
CAACGUCAUCUAAAGUUGAUUCAUUGCUUUCAAGUAGUCCCUAGAACGAUUUCCACCCGUCAAUGAAGGCGCCGUAGACUGAUUUAUAUUCAAAAGAUGUUCCAGAUUAAUUUUGUUGCAAUGUUAUUGUAUUUGGCUGUGAUAUUUACACUGUCCGUGUUAACAUCUUUGGCCUUCAAUCCGUUUAUGGAUAGUGAUCUACACUCCAUUGACUGGGCUGGUCCUUCGUCAAUCGACCAGAUUGAAGAUAGCAAGAAUGUUGUUGUGAUGAAAACAGGGGCUAACGAGAAGUAUAAAUGUGUUUUGCCUGAUACCAAAGAUUCUGAAGAUGAUUCAUCAAAGAGGAAUUAUGCUGGGCCUACACCUGAUGAGUUAAUGGAAUCUCUGUUUCAACAGAAAACUUGUUCAUACAGGAUUGAAAGUUACUGGACAUAUGAACUGUGCCAUGGCAAGCAUAUGAAACAAUAUCAUGAAGAUAAAGAACUGGUAAUAAAAAGGCUCCCCCUCAGGAGUAUUAUCUGGGGUUUGCUAAACGGGGUUCAAAAAAAGAUUAAGAUCAAGAAAAUAGACAAUAUUGACCUGCCAUAUUUUGAAGUAAAUAUGACAGAUGGGACAACUUGUGACCUGACACAACAGCCUCGGAAAUCUAGAUUUCUUUACGUAUGUCAGCCUGAUGGACGAGGAGAGAUCUAUGAGUUCAAAGAAGUUUCCACCUGUGAAUAUGAGAUUGUGGUCCUCACUGCAGUACUUUGUUCCAAUCCAUUAUUCAAACCCAAAAACCCACCUGUAUCCAAGAUAGCCUGUCAUGCUGUUGAUGGUUCUCCUGACAAGCCAACAGUGUUAAAGCAAUGGGACACAGAGGAAAACAAUUAUCAAACUCAACUUAAUAAAGAAAAAGUUAUAGUUAAGCCUGGAAAUAUCCAGGUAGAGAUUGAGAAUGUAGAACCAGCCACUCCAGAGCCACCACAACAGGCUCCCAAAGUCUCAGCCCCAGACACCACACUUGGAGAUACAACUGACAAACAAGUGCUCCGGGACUUUCUCUCUGGUAGUCACUGCUUACAAGGGGGGUCUGGGUGGUGGAAGCAUGAAUUAUGCUAUGGAAAAUAUGUUAAACAAUUCCAUGAGGAUCCAAAUGGGAGAACUGAUGUUUUCCUUGGAUAUUGGAAUGAACAGAAACAUCUAGAAUGGUUAACAAAUCACCCUUCAAAGAAACCAGCAGAAAUAGGGAAAAGAAAGUCAUUACAUUAUCUCUAUGUUGAUGGAGAAGUGUGUGAUUUAACUGGUAAAAAAAGAUUAGCAGAAGUUAGAUUAAAAUGUGUUCCUAAUCCUGGACAGCCACAUUCAGUCUCUAUAUAUCUAAUGGAACCUAAAGUUUGUGAAUAUAUUUUAGGAAUUGAGUCCCCUCUGUUCUGUAGUAUACUAGAUCGAGCAGAUGACAAUGGUUUAAUCAAUAAUAAAAUCAAUGUGUAGCGAAUACCAGGACAUGGAGAGUAAACGCACGAGACAACAAACACAGUUGGAUAAAAUCGGGAACGGAGGCUAAAGCUAUUUUUUACCACAGCAAAAUGGCAUUUUACAAUCAUUUUUCUCACAACGAACCAGAUUGGAUAAAAUUCAAGGCUUAUAAUGUUGUCAUGUGUAAGUUUUUCUGUGUCCAUUAAAACAAGUGCCUUUAUUUUAUAAGUUGAUCAUGUUUUGUUUCAGUUAUUGAAACGAUGGACAUUAAGUUAAGUCUUAGAAACAUUUAUUUAGCUCUUCCUGAUCUCAUUUGAAAACUGAAUAUUUACUAGUAUUGUAUUGAAAUUAAGCUUCUGUACUUUGUCAUUGUACAUCCAUGUUGAAUAGUUUCACUAACAUGUAAAAGAUACAAAAGCUUGUUUGCUUGUAAGUGUGGACAAGUCUUGUCAUGUUCACCUGCUAUUUCAUCCUCAAUACUCCACGGGUUAUAAUAACUUUCGCUCUCUGCACCCCUGGAACAGAUGAUGGCAAAAUUGAAGGUUCCAUGUGCGACACCUGGUGAACAAGACAAUGUACAUCAAACAAAUCUUGAGGUUGCUGCACGGUAUAUUGUAAUGGCUUUGAAGUUGGAUGUAUCUCUGAAUUUUUUUUCAACAGGAGCGUAUCAGCCUGUGAUUGGUAUUUGUAAGUUUUUUCUCCAGGAACCAAUCCAAUUACUUCAAUUGUGCCUUCAAUUUCGCCAUGACAUGUUUCAGGAGUGUUGAGAGCGAAAGUGAUCCACUGAAGUAUCGAGGAUGGCUAUUUAUUUAUAAAUCUUGUGGCAUUAUGUUAUUAUAGCUAGUGACAGAUUCAAUGUACCUUUAAUAUCAAAACACAAAUGAUUUUUUUCUAAUGUAUACCAGAAUACAGAGAGUAUAGGUUGAAAUAAUAUUUCUUUGAAUAUAUGUAUAUGCUAUAAUUUUUCAGUUGAUUUCUGUGAAAAUCUUGAUAAAUUCAUUUGUCUAAGUGAAAAUUAUUUGAUUUAUGAUAUUCUUAAAACUUGGCUUAACACGACCAAUUUAUAUUUAGAUUCUUGGUAAAACCGUCCUUUCAAACUUAUGCUGCUAUAUCAUUUCAGGGGAGAUAAUAAGUAUCACUUAGUUUUUGUACAUGUGAAAUGACAUAUCUUUUUGUGGGGCUCAGUUUUUUUAGUUUGAAAAAAAAAAUUAUUUCCUAGACAUCUGAUUUUAUUGAUAAAUUAGCGCAAUAAAUCUUUUCUUAAUCUGAACAUUUUGUGGACAUGAAUUUAAGAGUAUGAAAUCAUAGACAAGAAAUACCCCACUAAAAUCAGUAAGGAUACAAGUUUCAAGUUUUACUAUAUCCAAAUGCAAUACAGCAUAUAAGUACAAGUACAUUGUAUACGUAAUUAAAUGAUCAAAAUUAAUAAAUGUAAUGUACAGAAGUCAAUCAGAAUUGCAAUACUAUAUUCAAAGAUUUCUCAUACACAGAUAGAAUAUAAAUACAUGUAGUUAUUUACCUAUAUCUGAUUAAUGUAUGAAAGUAUAUGUCAUUAAGAGACUGAACUUUGUAGACAACUGUAAAAGUCUCUAUAAGCAGUCAAAUUUGCAACUGCCUGUGGUCGGUCAGAGAACUCCUCAGACAUUUGUUAAAGUAUUAUUUUAAUUUUCAUUCCUAUAUUUAUUAUAGAAAUUUUGAUACUGCAUCUUAUUUGUAAUUUUCAUGGGGGUUAUAUUUUCAGUCUUCUUAGGGGUUUAUAUCAAAUGCAGGUAUAUGAAAAAAUCAUAUCCACAUACAAUGUUUUGAGGAGACAUUUCAAUUCACAGAGGUAAUAUUUCCAAGUGAACUUUAAUAUACCGGUAAGCCUUGAAAUAUAGGGCUCCAACUUUGAAAGCCAUUAGUAUUAAACUAUUUUUGUUUAUCACUACUGUAAACUUAAAAGUUAAAUAGCAGUGUCAAAACUUGGUAUGCAAAUAGUCUUCUGUAGUAAAAGGUAUAGAUUUCCUGUGGAAUAAAACUUGAAAAAUGUGUUCACUUGAAGAUUGCAUUACACUUUUUUGACUUGCAUGAUAAACUUAUUGAAAUUCAAUAGAAAAAGAUUAUGUAACCUUUCUUACUUAUACGGGUUCAGAAUUUUAUCUAUUAAAUUGAUCAGUCAGUAGAGCCUUACACACCAACCUCAAGUAAAGAUCUGAGAUUACAGGUUAUAAGGGCAGUUUGUGUUCGUUAGGAUUGACUUGAAAACAACUGUCUAUCCAGGAUAUGUUUGCUAUUUUAAAUUAAAUAAAAUGUUCUACAUAAGUUAUAGUCAAGGAGAAAUCCAAGUUUCAUUUCAACAAAUGUUUUGUAUUUUGAAAGCUGUAUAUUUAAUAUGUGUUGGCCUACAUUUGUUUAUUCACAUUUUUGUAUUAUGUCUUAAAGAUGUUAUAUCCAAAUAGCUGAUCAGCUGCUAUUGGCAAAUGACAAAUAAAUCUUUUAAAGCAAG